AAGCAGUCAAAUCAAAGGACUGAACCUUCCCCGGAGACUCGGGAAGCUCUCACACACAGGAAACUGUUACUAGAAAGGCUGUACAAUGUCCGACUUUGACAGCAACCCGUUCGCAGACCCGGAUUUCAGCAAUCCCUUUCAGGAUCCCUCGGUGACCCAGGUGACACAAUCUGCCCCUCCUGGUGGUCUGGAGGAAUAUAACCCCUUCACAGACGCCAGAACGGCAGCCCCGGGAAAUGCCCCCAAAUCCACUCCUGCCCCUGCGCAGAACACGCAACCUGCCAUCAUGAAGCCCACAGAAGAGCCGCCGGCUUACUCACAGCAACAAACGCAGCGGCGUAAUGAGGAUCAAGCGCGUGCUCAGGCUGAGUUAUUGAGAAGGCAGGAGGAGCUGGAGAAGAAAGCAGCAGAGCUUGAUCGUCGGGAGAGAGAGUUACAGUCGCACGGAGCCGCGGGAGGGCGUAAGAACAACUGGCCUCCCUUGCCAGAGAAGUUCCCUGUUGGCCCUUGUUUCUACCAUGAUAUUGCAGUGGAUAUUCCCGUAGAGUUCCAGAAGACUGUCAAGAUUAUGUACAACCUUUGGAUGUUCCAUGCAGGCACACUCUUUGUGAACAUGUUUGGCUGCCUGGCCUGGUUCUGUGUGGAUGCAACUCGUGGUGUAGAUUUUGGCCUGGCCAUGCUAUGGUUUCUGCUGUUUACUCCUUGUUCUUUCGUCUGCUGGUACAGACCGCUCUACGGGGCUUUCAGGAGUGACAGCUCAUUCCGCUUCUUUGUCUUCUUCUUCGUCUACAUCUGUCAGUUUGGAGUUCAUGUUCUACAAAGUAUUGGCAUCACUGGUUGGGGAACAUGCGGCUGGAUCGCAGCUUUAACUGGUCUGAACACCAGUAUCCCAGUGGGGAUCAUCAUGUUACUGAUCGCAGCCCUGUUCACUACGCUGUCCGUGGGCUCGCUCAUUAUGUUUAAAAAGGUGCACGCGCUGUAUCGUACCACUGGUGCUAGCUUUGAGAAGGCUCAGCAGGAGUUUGCAACUGGCGUCAUGUCAAACAAGACCGUUCAGACUGCAGCUGCCAACGCUGCAGCUAAUGCUGCAACCAACGCUGCUCGUGGGGCCUUCAAACCUCAACCAUAAACUGAGACACAUGCGUGGCACACAUGCUCACACAUACAAGCAUAUACGCACACGCACACACACACUGACAAGAUGGAGACGCACAACUCUGGCCCUGCUGGCUCUCGGAUCAAGUUGAUUAUACUUAUGAAUGUUACUGUGCUAAGGUUGCCCUGCACACUUUGCUCACAAAGUGUCAAGUAAAAUAACAAACAAGGGACCAGAGUUGUCCAUCUUCAUUUAAACUCAUGUAUCAGUAAAAAAAAAAAAAAAACUCUCCUACAUCUACCCUGUCUGCUUUUCAGUCAGGUGACUUGUCUGCUCACAUCCCUGAAAACAUCCACCAAGUGACUCGAGGUGUGCUCUGAGUUUGUGGGAUCUCAUCUCACACACUUACACACUCCUCCGCUUCCUUCGUUCUUCUGUCCCCUUGAGGUGAUCCCAGGUCAGGCAGAGGUCGCCGUACUAGCAUACCUUAUUUUUGUCAUGGUGAUGACCUCCAAACAGCUUCCUGCCUGAUAAAAUACAGUGUAGAGUCAUGAAAAGUGAUAAUCUGAUCAUGGUGGUUUGCACAUAGUUCUGUUUUCUCGCCCACAUACUGAAAGUACAGUGUAUGUUUGAAUGGCUGGGCCUUUGUGCGAAUGUGCGCUUCACUUUAAAAAAAAAAAAAAUUGUGGCUCUGACUUGUCUUUUUGUUUCUUUCAUAAUACAAUCCAGCUUGGUCAUUGAGCUCUCAGAGGUAAAUUGUACCUAUAUCAGUGCUUCUAUUGUGAGACAAAUACCAUCGCCAUUAUGGUAAAGGUUACGUCAUAUAAAUAGGAAUAUGUCUGAAUGUUCUUUUUUAAGGACCCCCCAGCGACACAAUUAUUCCUGCUCUGUGUGCUACUUUGAUGGGCUGGUUUAGCAUUUCUAGAGUUGACAGCAUGAUCGCGACAUGCAUGUUUAGCACACUCCAGGUGGCGAUUUCUUUAACAAACUCAUUCUGUCCACUGCCUUUUUUUCCAGGCUACAGGGGGUAGCUGGUUUUGUUGGGGGAGUGUCAGCCCACUUACUGUCCCCUUGGCUUUCUGUGAGAAGUGAUUGCAUGUCCCAGCAGCCGUUUGACUGAUGAUGGUUCAACUCUCAGCUUUCCUGGCCUGGUGUGCUAAAAGGAGGGGAAAAGCUUAGAAACAUUAGCAUUUUCCUUUAUCUGUGUAUCACAUUAACACACUACUAUGUGGCUCUCCCUCAGUCAUUUUUGUAGCUCUUCAUACUUGGUUAAAAACUAACGCUGCUAUGAAUACAAGAGCGGUCAUAUCUCUUGUUGAAAAUACAUCGGGAGAACCGAGAGAGCUAACCUGCCUUUUCUCACUAAAAAAUGAACUGGACAGUUGGUGAAGCUAUGAUAUUUUUUCUUGGGAUUAACCUGGCAUACAUGGAAUAGUUAAAACACUGAUACUGUGUAUAUGUACACUCCAUAAGCUAACAGUCUGUUUCCAUUGAUUUUUCUCUGUUAGUAGUUACUGGGAGAUUACUGGAGUUUUAUAGCCAAAAUGAACAUUAAUAUAACGGAGGACUGGACAUGAGGCACAUUCAAUGAUAUCACUACAAUAUGUUAAUUUAUAUACAAUUAUAACAGUGUUACUCAGCACUAAGUUGUACAAACUACUGUCACUGAAGUGAAAUGUGGACGUUGGGUACAUGUUUUGUUGUGCUUUAGCACCUCUCAUAGUGGUGGUGAUUGUCUGAAGAUGUGCAUGAUAGACGACCGAUGACUGGUACUGCUGUUAUUACAAAUGUAUAUAGUGAUAUAGUGGGUGGACGAAAUACUCCUGCAAAUGUUAGGAAGCUGAAGGUCAUGAGAAAACAAGCCUGCAUCUCGGCAGUAUUUUUUUUCCUUUUCUUUGAGAUGUCUUUCUUUAAAAUUCAUUGCACAUUUCUUGUUUUAUGUUGAACUUAGUGCAAAACAAAAACAUGUUUUUAUUUAUGGUGUAAUUUAAGUUUGCGUUUCAGUCUUGUUUGGUUUGAUUUUACAUUAUGUGCUUUUGUUUGUGUGGUUUUGUAACGACUCGGUCGAAGCAUCAGCUAGACUUAAAAAAAACAAAAACAGUGUUCAAUGACUUUGCAACUGGACCCUGCAAGAGGUGUGCUUGUUGUAUGAGGAUGUGUGAAUAUGAUGGGUAUGAAAGAAGAAGAAAAAUCUCCCUCAAGUGUUAUUCUAUGUCCUGAAAAGCUGUGAGAAAUCUACCAAAUGUCCAUAUAGAUUUGUUUUCAAAUCUUGGUUUGUGAUGUGUUCCCUUUCCAUGACAUUUCUUUGCUACAUGCACCCACACGACUCCCAAGUAUCUUCAGUUGCUAUACGAAGCCAUGCCACAGAGGGUCAUUUCUUGAUGUAUUUGGAGAGCUGGUCCGCAGUACAGAGCGACGUGUUUGAAGUUUGCUGACACAAAACUGUGUUUUUGGCCCGUGACCAUGUUAUUUCACUGAAUCAGAGAAAGAAGCUCAUCCAAAAGGGACACUUGUAUAUUUUGUAAAGUUGAAAAUUUGAUCCCCAUUAUCAAUCACAUGUAAAAAGAAAAAGUAAUGCACUCUUGUCUGGCCUUUGUCGCAUGUGAAAUAGUUUGAGUUUUGUAUAUUUAUGGUAUUAACAUGAAAUAAAAUUUGAAAGAAACA
This is a messenger RNA of Amphiprion ocellaris (clown anemonefish), 3760 nucleotides long. Its product is annotated as secretory carrier-associated membrane protein 1-like. Gene Ontology annotation, cellular component: trans-Golgi network membrane; recycling endosome membrane. The record is from RefSeq and is a predicted model, not a curated record. The transcript is spliced from 10 exons. The coding region runs from base 86 to 1129 and encodes 347 amino acids. NCBI's taxonomy places the organism in Eukaryota, Metazoa, Chordata, Actinopteri, Pomacentridae. Gene Ontology annotation, biological process: protein transport.